Molecule: messenger RNA, 1357 nt
Organism: Chenopodium quinoa (quinoa)
Lineage: Eukaryota; Viridiplantae; Streptophyta; Magnoliopsida; Caryophyllales; Amaranthaceae
Product: F-box protein SKIP1-like
Exons: 2
Coding region: 62-988 (308 amino acids)
Molecular function (GO): protein binding
Source: RefSeq, a predicted model, not a curated record
ACUACUCGUAUCAAAAAACGUAAAAACCAUUUGCGCAAGCAAAUCUUCAAUCUGUCCAAAAAUGAACACGGAAGAUAACCCAACCGAGUUAACCCACAACUCGGAUUGGGCCGAGUUAACUCACGAGUGCUUAAUCAACAUCCUCUCACGUCUGCCAUUAGAGGACAGAUGGAAGGGACCUAUGCUCGUCUGCAAGCCAUGGUUGGAAGCUUGCAAAGACUCUUCACUCAACAACUCCCUUGAUCUUGAACCUUACUUUGAGUCAUCUACUGAGUCAACUCGUUGGUGGUCUCCCGAGUUUCAGAGGAAGAUCGAUGCGAUUCUUAAAUUCAUAGUCGAUUCGAGUGAUGGGUUGUUGAAACAAAUCCGUGUUAGACAUUGUUCUGAUCAUGCCCUCAUUUUUGCUGCUCAAAGAUGCCCAAAACUUGAGGUUCUUUCAAUUAAAAGUAGCCAAAGUGUCUCUGAUGUGGCUAUGACUGAGGUGGCCAAGAGGUGCCCUAUGCUGAAAGAACUCGAUGUUAGCUUCUGCCAUGAGAUCUCUCAUGAAUCUCUAUCAUCAAUUGGAAGAAACUGUCCUCAUCUGAAGGUACUAAAAUGCAAUUUCAUGAAUCUGCUGGAUUCUUCACAGCAUAGGGGAAUUGUACCAAAUGAUUACCUCAAUGCUUGCCCCCAAGACUUUGAUUCUGAAGCUGCUGCCAUUGGUAAAUCCAUGCCUAAUUUAGAGAAUCUCGAGCUAAAGUUUUCCAGGUUGUCAGGUAGAGGCCUUGCUAUGAUUUCUGAAGGCUGCUUAAACCUGGAAUUUUUGGAUCUGAAUGGGUGUGCAAACUUGACUAGUCGUGAUAUUUUAAAUGCAUCCUCAAAUUUGAAGAACUUGAAGACAGUUUUGAAACCAAACUUUUAUAUACCAAGAUCAGUGUAUCACACUGAGAGGUAUGGUCACUGGAGGCUGUAUGAUGAACGAUUUCAAACAGAUAUUUUUAGGAUAUAAAUGCCGACCCCUUAUAGGUAGGGGCACCAGUUUGACUGUAGGCUAGAAUUUACUUCCGGAGUUGCUUCUUACAGCUGAUAUAAUUGGAACGAUACAGAGGCUAGAAUUUACUUCUACAGCUGUGUUUAUGAAAAGAUGUUGAAGCUCAUCUCCGCUCUUGUCUGAAUGAUUUCUGUUGUGAUAAUACCAGCACUCACCUGAGUUGUAUACUUGUAUUGUUAUUUGUUUUCGCAAUAUUUGUUUGUGACUACCAUGUAAAGCUCAUUUCUGGUUUAGCUGUUGUAAAUACUGAUGUUGUUCAUUAAAUGAAUAAACGGUCAAAUAUUCUGUGUUCUGAUAUAAUUUGAUUCUGAAAUAUCUGCAAGAUUA